Molecule: messenger RNA, 543 nt
Organism: Entamoeba histolytica HM-1:IMSS
Lineage: Eukaryota; Evosea; Mastigamoebida; Endamoebidae
Product: Rab family GTPase
Exons: 2
Coding region: 1-543 (180 amino acids)
Biological process (GO): signal transduction
Cellular component (GO): plasma membrane
Molecular function (GO): GTPase activity; GDP binding; GTP binding
Source: RefSeq, a predicted model, not a curated record
AUGGUUAAAACUAGCUAUUCAGGUGUUGGUAAGACAGCAAUUAUUUCUAAAUUUUUAUAUAAAGACGUUAAUAAGAAUGAAAGUGCAACAAUUGGUAAUGUUCAUGUAAAAACAAUUCUUGAAAAAGGAAAUAAUAAACUUGAUGUUGCUAUUUGGGACACGGCUGGACAAGAAAAAUAUAGUUCUAUGGUUGAUAUAUUUUUUAGAGGUGCAAAGGGAUGUGUUAUUGUUUAUGAUAUUACUUCUUUUCAAUCUUUUGUUGAUACAACCUCAUGGUAUACAAGCAUAUUUGACAUAACUCAUACAUCAAUUCCUAUUGUAUUAGUCGGAAAUAAAAAGGAUUUGUCGUCUCAACGUGAAGUAGCUUAUGAAAGUGCAGAAAAUUUAGCAGUGAAAUGGGGAGCGUUAUAUUUAGAAGUAUCAGCAAUUGAAGGUACAAACAUAGAUACUAUAUUUAAAAGUUUUGUAGACAAAAUUGAACCUGAGUAUGAACCAGAAAAUGUUUUCCAAAGUCAAAGUACAAAACAAAGGAAGUGUUGUUAA